GGGGAAAGCUGAAGGUCUCCCUGGGACACCUGGCUGGCAACUCACUGCUGCAGUGCCAGCGUGCCGAGUGGCAGGACCACAGUGUGUUGUCCCAGCCCGGCACAACCUCGCCAUAAACCCUCUGCCAGGCCGGGAACCGAUAACGGCGGGGCUGAAGUCCAACACGGGCAGAUCCCAGGGAGCAGAUUACAGCCCAGGGCUCACGGUGUGGCCUCUCCGAGCUCCAUUUCGCCGUCACAGUGCAGAGAUGGCUGCAGGCGGGCAGGUGUUGGUCCUCCUGGUGCUGCUGGCCAAGACUGUCCUCCCCUGCGGGUCUGUGAUCAUCAACAGCUGCAGCAGCGUAGCCGAGCAGCUCUGCGACUUUGUCUGCAACUGCAGUGACUGCUCCGACGAGAACCAGUGUGGGUACCUGCAGCGCUCAGCAGUGCUGGACACCCCCUUUACUUGCGACUUUGAGGAUGGUGACUGUGGCUGGCAGGAUGUGGGCACCUCAACAUACAGAUGGGUGCGGAGCCGGGCCAGCCUGGCCACGUGGGGCACAGGGCCUCACUCGGACCACACCGUGGGCACUGACCUGGGCUGGUUCUUGGUGACUGUGUCCCCCCCUGCAAAGACUGUGGCCGCGGCCUGGCUCAGGUCACCAGAGAUGCGGGAAGCAGCUGUCACGUGUGAGAUCAGAGCCUGGUACCACCUCUCAGGAAGCUGUGAGGGCACCCAAGGGCUCAACGAGACGGAGCAGCCAGUGCUGCGCCUGGACGUGGCAUACGGGGACGAGGUGGUGGGGCUGUGGCAGAGCCCCCCGCACAGCAGCAAGGGCUGGCACCAGCUGGUCGCCUACCCGGGCCGGAUCGCGGGGCAGUUCCAGCUUAUCUUCUCCCUGACACAACCACCCGCCUGCGGGGCAGAGGUGGCACUCGAUGAUAUCAUCUUCAGGAACUGUGCCUUGCCAGGGACCCGGCAGCAGCACUGCGGGACCCAGGAGAGCAACUGCAGCCGCGGCUCCUGCGUGGCUUGGACCCGCCUCUGCGACGGUACCGACGACUGCGGGGAUGGCUCGGACGAGGACACGACACAGUGCAAGCCCUUCACCAACUGCUCCUUUGAGCGUGAUCUCUGCGACUGGGAGGCAGGGGCUGGGCUGCCAUCGUGGGACAGGAACACAAGCCUGAACCUGGGCACCUUGUAUGGCUUCCCCACCCGGGACCACAGCACCAACAGCAGGGCUGGGUUUUUCCUCUACGUGGGCAGUGACCCCAGCACGGGGGCCAGCAGCACAGCUCAGCUCAGCAGCCCCUCUUUCCAGGCCACCAACUCCUGCUCUCUCGUGCUGUACUGCCACCUCCAUGGCUCAGCCAACAGUAGCCUCAGCGUCUUCUAUGUGAUCAACUCCACCAAGCAGCUGGUGAGGGAGAGGACAGGGGACCUGGGCAGCUACUGGGUCCGGGAGAGAGUGGACUUCAAUUUGACAGAGGCCUUCAAGGUGCUGAUCGAGGGGGUGGCCAGCAGCGGGGGGACCGUGGCCAUCGAUGACCUGAUCCUGUCACCAGGCUGUGUGAAGGAGCAGGGGAAGCCUCCAGUCACGCUGCCAAGCCGGGCAGGUGCCAGUCCCUGUGCAGGAGGGGAGGUGGCCUGUGACAGUGGGGGCUGCAUUGCUGCAGAGCUGGCCUGUGACUUCAGCGACACGUGCACCGACGGCUCCGACGAGAAGCGCUGCGGGGCAACAACCUUCGAGUCAGGGGCUGGGGGCUGGCACGAUGUCAGUGUGGGGCACCUGCGCUGGGGUCUACAAAGGCACACUGAGCUCAACACCUUCCUCACAGGGUCUUUUCUGGCCCUCCACGAAGGAGAAGGACAGAUGGUGGGUGCUGCAAAGGCACGAACUCCUCUGCUGGGCCCAUCUGGCCCCACCUGCACCAUGGAGAUGAGCUACCACAUCCACAGUGGCCCCCAAGGCUUCCUUGCUGUCAGCAUCUUGGAUCACACCACUGGCACCACCCAGCUGGCCUGGCACAUGCAGGGUCGUGGUGGCACAGCUGGAGGACGUGUCCGUGUCCCCCUGGGAGAGAGGAGCAGACCAUUCCAGGUCGAGCUGCUGGCACUGGUGGACCUGCAGGGUUCAGAGAGUGUUGGCGUCGACAACGUGACAUUUGAGCAGUGCCACCUCGGUGUGGUGUCACCCACAGCUGCAGAGCUGACCUGCAACUUCGAGAGGGACAUGUGUGGUUGGUACCAGGAUCAGUCCAGUGACUUCAGAUGGGUCCACAGCAUGGGGCAGGGACAGGGCUCUGACCACACCACUGGCUCAGGCUACUUCUUGUCUGUGGACCCCUCUGCUCUGUGGAGCCGUGGGCAGCGGGCACGGCUCGUCACAUCCCGCCAGGACCCUGCUGCUGCCCCACGCUGUCUCUCCUUCUGGUACCUCCUGGCUGGCCCACAGAUUGGCACCCUGAACCUCAAGCUGCAGCCAGAGGGACAGGAGGAGACGGUGCUGUGGACCUGCCGGGGGACCCAGGGCAGCCUCUGGCACCGGGCAUGGGCCACACUGCCCGCUACGGGCCAGAAGCCAUACCGGGUGGCCUUUGAGGUGCUGCGGGACGGGUUCCUGGGGGACGUGGGGCUGGACGACCUGGCACUGACAGCGGGACCCUGUGGGGCCGAGCUCUCCUGCUCCUUUGAGGCAGAGGGCUGUGGGCUGGCUGCCAGUGGGCAGGGCACCUGGCAGCGACAGAGCAACGGCACCGGCACCACAGCCGGCCCUGCAGCCGAUCACACCACCGGCACCGCCACAGGUCAUUACAUGGUGGUGAGCACGGGCAAGGGCUCCCUACCUGCAGGGCACAGGGCUGUCCUCACCUCACAGCCCUACCAGCCCUCCACACCUGCCCAGUGCCUGGCCUUCUGGUACCAGCUGAGCCCUGGGACUCCAGGCUCCCUUGGGGUGUUUGUGGAGCAGAGCGGGGUGCGGAGGAAGGUGCUGAGUGUGAGCACCACGGAGGGGAGCGGCUGGCACCGCGGCCACAGCACCGUCCAACCUGAUGGGGACUGGCAGAUGGUGUUCGAGGCAGUGGGAGCUGGGGGUGACCAUGGGUACAUCGCGCUGGAUGACCUGCACGUGUCGGACGGAGCCUGCCCUGAGCCAGCGUCCUGUGACUUCGAGCAGGACAUGUGUGGCUGGAGCAGCCCUUCGGACCCCCAUCUGCACAGCUUUGCCUGGGGCUGGAAGAGCGGGGUGCCCCUAGCCAAGUACCCCGGCCCUGAGCAGGAUCACACCCUGGGCACAAGGAACGGUCACUAUGUGCACUUCGACACCAGUGUGCUGGGUGCAGGGGGCACCAGUGCCCUGCUGGAGAGCCAGCCCCUGCCUGCUGCCACCGACUCCUGCCUGCGGUUCUGGUACCACAUGGACAUCCCAGAGCACCUCUCCAGUGGGGAGCUGCGGGUGAUGCUGCACAGCACAGCAGGGCAGCGCACGGUGUGGAGCGUGGAGGGACACCACAGCCGGGGCUGGCAGGGCGGCGUGGUGCCUGUGCAGAGCCCCAGCGAGUUCCAAAUCAUCUUUGAGAUCACCACACGGAGGUGGCCGAUGGAGGGGACAGUGGCACUGGAUGAUAUUGUGUACAGUGCAAGGGUGGGCUGCCAUUCCAGCCCCGAGGAGCCAGUGGAAGAGAAACCCUCAGGCAGCUUCGUGGCAGAGGUGGUGCUGGGUCUGCUCCUGGCCCUCCUCACUGUUGCACUGGUGGCUACCGGGGGCUGGUACUGGCUGAAGCAGCGAGGGUUGGCGAGCAGGACACCAGUGGAGAGUAACACUCCCCAGGGCUUUGACAACAUCACCUUUCGAGAUGACAAGGUCAUCAUAUCUCCAGUGCCAAGAGAGGGGGAUGAGGCUUGAAAUUAUCAGCCAGCAGCAGAAAUUGCCCACUCCCACCAGGUAGACCAUUCCUCAGCCAGACCCCACACUCCAGCAGCCGCCGGCUCUCUGCUCCCAGCACCAGGGAGCUGCCGUGGCACCAUCGGGGCUACCGGCCCCACAGAGACACGCCGCUGCCACCACUACCUCCAAGUGCUCGGGAAAAGCAUUUUUGUUUUUUUGUAAUAUGAACUUCAAAGACACAGCAACGUGCCUGUGCUUCAGCAGGUGCUGGCAGCAGCAGUUCUUGCAGCGACUGUCCUUGUCUGAGCAGGGGGUGAAGUGUGG
This is a messenger RNA of Empidonax traillii (willow flycatcher), 4195 nucleotides long. It is a transcript of the gene MAMDC4, whose product is annotated as MAM domain containing 4. Gene Ontology annotation, biological process: nervous system development. Gene Ontology annotation, cellular component: membrane. NCBI's taxonomy places the organism in Eukaryota, Metazoa, Chordata, Aves, Passeriformes, Tyrannidae. Gene Ontology annotation, molecular function: protein binding. The transcript has 29 exons. The coding region runs from base 248 to 3889 and encodes 1213 amino acids. The record is from RefSeq and is a predicted model, not a curated record.